Molecule: messenger RNA, 960 nt
Organism: Diaporthe batatas
Lineage: Eukaryota; Fungi; Ascomycota; Sordariomycetes; Diaporthales; Diaporthaceae
Exons: 1
Coding region: 1-960 (319 amino acids)
Molecular function (GO): nucleotide binding
Source: RefSeq, a predicted model, not a curated record
AUGCUCGCAUCACCAUCCGGAAAGCCUGACGCCGCCAUAGUCUGCACGCCGAACAAGACCCACGUCACCCUCUCGAAAGAGCUCCUCUCCGCAGGCAUCCACGUGCUGUGCGAGAAGCCACUGUCCGUCGACAUACCCUCGGGGGAGUCCCUCGUAGCACACGCCAGGGCACACCCCACCCUACGCCUGCUCGCCGGCCACCACAGGCGAUUCAACCCGUACGUGGUGGCGACGAAGCGAAUACUGGAAUCCAAGACCCAUUCGAUCGGAGAGAUAACAGCAGUAUCUGGCCUCUGGGCACUGUACAAACCGCCGUCCUACUUCGAGCCCCCGGCGGAAUGGCGCCGCAGCGGCGAGAGCGGCGGGCCGGUCUGGAUCAAUCUCAUCCACGAGAUCGACAUCCUCCACUUUUUGCUGGGCAGCAAGGUCGUGCGGGUUGCCGCUUUUGAAACACCCAGGCGGCGCGGUCAUGAUGCUGAGGAGGGGGGCGCCAUAAUCCUGCAUUUUGAGAACGGCGUGGCCGGGACGUUCCUGCUCAGCGAUGCUGUCGUGAGUCCACACGCAUUUGAGAUGGGCACCGGGGAGAAUCCUGCGAUCCCCAGGACGGGAAGGGAUGUAUAUCGGAUACUAGGUACGAAUGGCACGUUCAGCGUGCCUGAUUUGCGGCGAAGCUUUUACGACGUGGCCGAUGGGGGAGAAAGGUCGUGGAACAACGAGCUCAGUGAAGAGACUGAGACACUGGAUGCAUGGCUGACCGAGGAAGAGAGGACCAAGGUGCCAUUUGAGUUGCAGGUUGCGCAUUUUGUCAGGGUCAUCCGGGACGGCGAGAAGCCUUUGUGUACCGGGGAGGAUGGCUUGGCCGCUGUGAGAGUUGCGGAAGCUGUCAGAGAGGCGAUGCGAACAGGCCGGGUCGUCCAUGUUCAAGGAGCAGGCAGAUCUGGAGGCCUGGGAAAACUAUGA